AUGGCAAAAUGGUAUAGCUUAGUAUUAGUAAUUAAGCUUGUGCUUAAUCUAGCAAUUCUAACUCUAGCCAAAAGUUACACUAGCAAUAAUUUUCAGGCAUUCUACUACAUUCAGCAGUGGUUGCCAUCAUACUGUGACCAAAAAGGGACAACGUGUUGUUACCCACCAACAGGAAAGGGCGAGAAAGGUUUUACAGUUUAUGGGCUUUGGCCUUAUCAGAGUGAUGGUAGCUCCCUUCAAUCCUGUCCCGGUGCAAGUUUUGAUGAGGGUCUGCUUAAACCCAUAGAGAAGUUGCUGCAAAAGGAAUGGCCAUCAUAUACAUGCCCGCAAAUCGGAAGAAAAUUCUGGGUCCAUGAAUGGAACAAGCAUGGAACAUGCUCAAAACCUGUCCUAGAUGAAAUGUCAUAUUUUCAAGCUGCUCUAAACCUCAAGAACAAGGUGAAAAUCAUCCAAGCUCUCGCAAAAGCCGGGAUCCAACCCGAUGGCCGAUUUUACCCUCUUGAGAGCAUAAGGACGGCGAUCACUACGGCGACGGGGGGAUUCCGGCCAACAAUAUUCUGUAACCAUGAUGCUCAAGGAAACACUCAGAUUUGGCAAGUUGUACAUUGUGUUGAUCAAAAAGGGAUUAAUCUCAUCAACUGCACCAAUGCUCCUAAGGAGCUAGCAAAUUGUGCCCCUUCCAUCAAGUUUCCUUCUUACUAG
Molecule: messenger RNA, 702 nt
Organism: Spinacia oleracea (spinach)
Lineage: Eukaryota; Viridiplantae; Streptophyta; Magnoliopsida; Caryophyllales; Amaranthaceae
Product: ribonuclease 1-like
Exons: 3
Coding region: 1-702 (233 amino acids)
Biological process (GO): RNA catabolic process
Cellular component (GO): extracellular region
Molecular function (GO): RNA binding; ribonuclease T2 activity
Source: RefSeq, a predicted model, not a curated record